AUGAACUGCCCUUCUCGCACUGACAAUUCGCUUGAUAAUCCAGGCUGGAACCAAAAUCCCCCGCUCCUAACUGCAGACCUUACGACUCGUCAAGACCUUAAUGGAAUAGCCAAUUCAAGGGAGCGUAGGGGCAAGCAAUUUGGUCCGAACGGGUCAGAGUUGAACCCUGUGGAGGAUGAAUUAUCUGGAAAUUUGGUACAGAACGCUGGGGGAUUGAAGUAUGUGAGUGGAGGGGUAGCCAGGCCUACAGUCGGAGAACGACAUGUAGGCUUGGGGGAGGAGGAUUUGAACAACGGAAGUGUUUUGAGCCCUUUGCUACAAAACCAGCAGCGCAACUCCUGUGACCUUGGUGCCAGGCAUCCGUGGAAUCGCAAGCCGCGCGACUUUGUCUCUCGCGUGGUUUUCGUUCUGCGGAAAUUUGGCCAUUUUAUCGGCCCUGGAUUUCUAAUUGCCGUCUCAUAUAUUGAUCCGGGCAACUACGCAACCGACGUUGCCGCUGGAGCGGACACAAAAUAUGCCCUUUUGUUCACUAUCCUCAUGUCCAAUGUCUUUGCGGUUUUUCUUCAGUCUUUAUGCAUUAAGCUUGGAAGUGUCACCGGGCUUAAUUUGGCUGAAAUGUGCAAGGCCCAUUUUCCCAAGUGGCUUACCAUUACGUUGUAUAUUUUUUCGGAGUCCGCUAUCAUUGCCACUGAUAUUGCCGAGGUCGUUGGCUCGGCAAUUUCGCUGAACUUACUUUUCAACAUACCUCUGGUUGCAGGUUGUGCCGUCACUCUUGUCGAUGUGAUGAUAAUUUUGGUUUUCUAUAAACCUCACGGAACUAUGAAAGCGCUGCGAGCAUUUGAAUUUUUUGUCAUGGCAUUGGUUCUCGGUGUCGUAGUCUGCUUCUGCAUCGAGUUGUCUAUGAUCAAAGAGACAAGUGUGGGAGAAAUCUUGAAGGGCUAUUUACCUUCGCCUGCUGUUGUUAAAGAUAACGGAUUGUACCUCAGCUGCGGUAUUUUAGGUGCGACUGUUAUGCCCCACUCCAUUUUCUUGGGAAGUGGUGUUGUACAGUCACGCCUCAAGCACUUUGAUAUCAACAGUGGUUACAUAGACCCUUCAGUUAAGUACGGCACUACUGAAGGCGAGAUCAAAUACCGGCCAUCUGUCAGCGCUAUUCGUGGCUGCCUCAAAUAUUCUAUUAUCGAAUUGGCACUUGCGCUUUUCACUUUUGCUUUGUUUGUGAACAGCGCUAUUCUUAUUGUUGCAGGAGCUUCUUUAUCUGGGUCAAACGCCAGUGAAGCGGAUUUAUUCGGGAUUUAUAAUCUGCUGUCCACCACCAUCUCUCCGGCGGCUGGAACUGUCUUUGCAAUCGCCCUGCUUCUGUCUGGAAUAUCUGCCGGCAUUGUCUGCACUAUCGCUGGCCAGAUGGUCAGCGAAGGGAUGCUUAAUUGGACUGUGGCUCCCUGGCUUCGGAGACUCAUCACUCGAUCCAUUAGCAUUAUUCCCAGUGUCAUCAUAGCCGCUGUGGUCGGCAAAGAAGGGUUAAAUGCUACAUUGACUGCAUCUCAGGUCGUACUCAGCGUCAUACUUCCCUUUGUCACUGCACCGCUCAUUUAUUUCACGUCCCGCGCACAGUUUAUGACUGUGUAUACUGGAACUGAUUCAGAUGGAGAGAACACCGACAACCAAGGAAUCUCCAUGGAGAACCAUUGGUUGGUCACAGUUUCUGGGGUUUUGAUAUGGAUUAUUAUCACCAUUUUGAACAUUGCCUUACUUGUCCUUGUGGCCAUGGGCAAAGCCUAA
Molecule: messenger RNA, 1782 nt
Organism: Ophidiomyces ophidiicola
Lineage: Eukaryota; Fungi; Ascomycota; Eurotiomycetes; Onygenales; Onygenaceae
Gene: SMF3
Product: NRAMP-like transporter smf-3
Exons: 3
Coding region: 1-1782 (593 amino acids)
Biological process (GO): intracellular manganese ion homeostasis; iron ion transport
Cellular component (GO): membrane
Molecular function (GO): manganese ion transmembrane transporter activity; cadmium ion transmembrane transporter activity
Source: RefSeq, a predicted model, not a curated record